ACGGCUUGUUACGUAAUCAAAUGCGACGAACACUGAAGUCGGCGCGCGCGUUUUGUGCUUAGAAACUUGAGCAGUGGAUGUGGGGAGUAUGGAGUACGGCCUUUACCCCAUCUCUUAGAGGCAUAAGCAGCAUAGAAGGAGGAGCUGUUGUUUACUGUGACACCAAGAUGGAUGUGAAAGAGGAGACGUGUGAGGCUGACACAAAUGCCAUGAAGAUAAUGACUGUAAAUAUAAAGGCCGAGGAGGACAGUGAAAGGGAGUCUGUCAAUCCUAACAAGGAGAGUCUCUGCAUUAAGGAUGAGGAUUAUGACCUGGUAACUGUGGGCAUUAAAGAAGAAGCUGGGGAGAUGUCUUUCAGCAUUGGAACAUACAGACAAAAAAAUAUGGAAAGUACUGAGCUCAAGGUGACGUCCGAAUCAUUACAGUCUGGCACAAAGAGCACUGAAGAAAUUUCAUCUGUUAGAACUCAAGAAGAACAGCCAUCACCUACACAGCAGUCUGAGGAAAGAAACAAACCUCACUGCUGUUCUGAGUGUGGCAAACAGUUCUGGUACAGGAGUGCUCUUCAGCGCCACAAAAGUGUUCACACUGGGGAGAAGCCGUAUUGCUGCUUGGAAUGUGACAAACAAUUUUCUGCCAGGAGUGCUCUUCAGAAACACAAAAGAAUUCACAGUGGAGAGAAGCCAUAUUGCUGUAAUGAAUGUGACAAACAGUUCUCACAAACUAGCCAUCUCCAGAGCCACAAAAGAACUCACACUGGAGAAAAGCCACACUGCUGUUUUGAAUGUGGCAAACAAUUCUCUGAAAGGAGUGGUCUUCAGAGACACAACAGAAUUCACACUGGGGAGAAGCCGUAUUACUGUACCAAAUGUGGCAAGCAAUUCUCGGAUGGAAGCAAUCUUCAGAGCCAUGUUAGAAUUCACACUGGAGAGAAACCAUAUUGCUGUUCUGAAUGUGGUAAACACUUUUUUCUCAAGAGUCAUCUUCAGAGCCAUAAAAGAAUUCACACUAGGGAAAAGCCUUAUUGCUGUAAUGAUUGUGGCAAACAAUUCUCACAAGCAAGCCAUCUCCAGAGCCACAAACAAAUUCACACAGGAGAAAAGCCACACUGCUGUCCUGAGUGUGGCAAACAAUUCUUGUACAGGAGUGCUCUUCAGCGCCACGAAAGUGUUCACACUGGGGAGAAGCCGUAUUGCUGCUUGGAAUGUGACAAACAAUUUUCUGCCAGGAGUGCUCUUCAGAAACACAAAAGAAUUCACAGUGGAGAGAAGCCGUAUUGCUGUAAUGAAUGUGACAAACAGUUCUCACAAACUAGCCAUCUCCAGAGCCACAAAAGAACUCACACAGGAGAAAAGCCACACUGCUGUUUUGAAUGUGGCAAACAAUUCUCUGAAAGGAGUGGUCUUCAGAGACACAUUAGAAUUCACACUGGGGAGAAGCCGUAUUACUGUACCAAAUGUGGCAAGCAAUUCUCGGAUGGAAGCAAUCUUCAGAGCCAUAUUAGAAUUCACACUGGAGAGAAACCAUAUUGCUGUUCUGAAUGUGGUAAACACUUUUUUCUCAAGAGUCAUCUUCAGAGCCAUAAAAGAAUUCACACUAGGGAAAAGCCUUAUUGCUGUAAUGAUUGUGGCAAACAAUUCUCACAAGCAAGCCAUCUCCAGAGCCACAAAAAAAUUCACACAGGAGAAAAGCCACACUGCUGUUCUGAGUGUGGCAAACAGUUCUGGUACAGGAGUGCUCUUCAGCGCCACAAAAGUGUUCACACUGGGGAGAAGCCGUAUUGCUGCUUGGAAUGUGGCAAACCAUUUUCUGCUGGGAGUGCUCUUCAGAAACACAAAAGAAUUCACAGUGGAGAGAAGCCGUAUUGCUGUAAUGAAUGUGACAAACAAUUUUCUGACAGGAGUACUCUGCAGAAACACACAAGAAUUCACACUGGAGAGAAGCCGUAUUGCUGUAAUGAAUGUGGCAAACAGUUCUCUGAAAGGAGUGGUCUUCAGAGACACAUUAGAAUUCACACUGGGGAGAAGCCGUAAUAAUUAGGAGUAAAUGAAAGUGCAAAACCUAACCACAAGGAAUUACAGCAGAGAAAAGGCAAAGCAUACAUUUGUCAAACAAAGGCUCUGAACUUCCCUAACAGCAUGCAAUAAAACAUGGGCGACAAACCAGCUAGCAAUUCCCAUCCUGUCUUAUAGCUUUGGUUUCAUUGACUGGCCAUAGAACAACUUGCACAUACUGGACAUAAAACAUGAAAACUACUCUAUGCACAUCAGUCAAUAUAUGAGGAUCAGUACAUCCCCAGAUUAUACAUUGAGCCAUGGGCCUUAUUAAAAUAGAUUACUUAUACAUAUACAGGGCUACAGUCAUCGGACAUCAGACAUACAUCAUCUACUUACCAGACUACUACAUACAGAUGGUACUUCAGUAUGAAGUAAACAAGCCUAAAACAACCUCAAUUAAUAAGCUGAGCCAAACAUUCAGAAGAAACAAAGGCAUGGCAGAGAUACUGCCACUUUGUGCGCAGAUAGUAAUGGUGCAGAUGGCUAGACCACCAAAACAAGAAUACAAAAGGAUUGACCAACAGAAGGGGAAGAGCAAUUGGAAAGACUGUAGUGGAAAAUACGAAGACCUCAUGCUCCAGCCCAUGUAGACCAACGACUAACCCAUGGAUGGUUUAGAAGAAGUGAGUUAAACUCAAAGACUGAGUAGUUAAUAAUGGCUGCACAGGACAGUGGCCUGCACACAAGGUGGUUCAAGGCAACAAUGGAAAAACAGAGAAGUGCAGAUUCUGCUAAACAGAGAUGGAGACAGUCACUCAUCUGGUUACCAUUUGUGAGGUGUUGAUGGCAGAAGGCUUUUACACACAGAGACACAAAGUUACUAGACUACAGUACUGGAAACUAUGCAAGAAAUACAAUUUGCCAGUAGCACAGAUGCACUGUGACCACACUCCAGACUGAAUAGCAGAAAAUGAGAUGUUUGUCACUUGGGACAUUCCAACACCAGCGGACAGAAAGAGAAAUGCUAGGAAAACAGACAUAGUAGUCAAAGAGAAACCAUCAGAUAAAGCAUGGAUCAUUGAUGUCUCAGUCCCAAGUGAUUACUCUGUACUAAAAAUGGAGAAAUGGAUAUCAAGAAAUGCAAACUGAGAAUACAAUUACCUAGAUUGUGCUUGUGGUGCUGGGAUCAUCAGACCUUAUAUAUAUAUAUAUAUAUAUAUAUAAUAUAUUUAUAUAUAUAAUAUAUUUAUAUAUAUAUAUAUAUUUAUAUAUAUAUUUAUUUUAAUAUCAGGCCAUCUCAACAUCCUACCAAUCACCAUCACUCCAUACAAAUGACAAAAGGAAACACUAUUGGGGACCAUACAAAUACUAUGCUGAGCCCAGGCAGGGAAUGUAAGAGAAUAAUCACAGUAGAGUAGCAGUGCAAAAGUCACUCUGUAAGAAAAUAAAGAUUUCAUGAGUCAAGAGUCAAAAAACAUGAUCAAAACCACAAAGAGAAGACGCAGAACCUAAUUAUUCAAGGAUAACGCUGAAAGAUUCUACUGAAUAUUACAUGGAGUCAACCUAAAAAUAACCUCACCACCCGACAAAAAAGAAACGGAAAUAUUUUAGAGGAAUAUAUCUAUGAGGAUGGUCAAGAACACGAUAAAGAAGCAGACUGGUUAAUUAAAUUACAGAGAGACAAAGAAAGCACAGAAAUUACAGGGAUGGAACGGACUCAAGUGAAGAAACCGCAACCAGGCUGCUAACUGGAAGACUCCCGGUCCAAGCGGCGUACCCAACUUCUAUCUCAAAAAAACACACAGAAUUCCACCAGAAUAUGUAAAAGUGUAAAAACAUUUUCAUGAAGCCUCUGAAGAUAAGGCCAUAAUGGUUCGUCACUUUAGUAAUAUUCCUUCUUCUAACAUCAGCGUGAACUGAAGCACCAAAGAUCUACUGUUCCAUAAUUUGCUUCUCACCUUGCAGCUUCACCAUGACAAAGGCUGGAUCAUAAUCACAAGAUAAAAAUAACAGACGAGAAAUAUUCCAAGGAGACCCGUUCUCGCCACUCUCUUUCUGUAUAGCAUUCAACCCACAAAGCAUUAUACUCAAUAGCCUCGGUCCUGGGUUGAACAUUGACACUUGAAAUCAACUGAAUACUCAAAUAUUCACUAACUUUUUCUUUAUGGUUGACAUAAAGCUUUACAGAGCAUAUGAAACUCUACAGAUCUAAAUCAUAAGGCACUACGGCAAACAGCUGGCAAACACAACAUGUGGAAAACAAAGAAAACUCUAGGAGUUCUGUAACGGUGCACAACAACACUGAAGCCGUAAAUCAACUGGCAAUCCUUUUUCCUUUACAUUUGGCUUUGGAAUCAUAGACUGGCCACAAAGUGGACACCAAAACAAGAAAACUGCUGCAUGCACAUGUAGGCAUUUUUAACACAAUAUUAAUGUAUGCAUUUAUUAAUUAGGUAUUUAUGAUUGUUUUUCAACCUACUGUUUAAUCUUCAACUGCAAGACCACUUACUCAAUGAUGGAAUAAGGGGGCAGAGCUCUUAAUCUAUCUUAAAUUUAUAAAUAAUAUUUAAAGAUUGUUUUUGCCGUAAGUCAAAAAUGAAUUAUAAAUUAAUGUAGUUUUUGAAUUGGUUUUGGUCUACCAUUGUCUGUAAAGCUUUAGGAUAUUCACACUUAGAAAGUACGAGGUAAUAGCCUUUUAUAUGUAACCUUGGAGGUUAAGCUCUGCUUAACUAGCGUGUGCUUGAUAAUGAAACUUCACAAGUUACGUAUCUCUCUUAGCGAGUGCUACGAGAACGAUAUUGCAUAUGCAACCUUAGAGGCUUAAGUGUCAUUUGUUACCAUCUGUUUCAGGUGAAAGCCUCAGGGGCUGGGCAGCUUAACUUAGCAUAUGUUACAUUUAAUUCAAAGACUAAAUACUCGCCAAUUAUGAGUUUUCAGUCUGUGAACCUCAGAGGCUGAAUUUCCAGUGUGUGACCGUAGAAAUAAAGGAUUAUACCUUUUCAACGUUAAUAUAGUGUCAAUAGCAGAGUCAAACAUCAGAUGUAGUUUACAGUAAUUAACUAUUUAUUAACUAGCAGACUAAAUUAUAUUAGGUAACAGAAAUAAUAUCCAUCCAUCUAUUUUCGUAUAUGGUGAAUAAUGACUAAAAACAAAGCCAUGUUUAGGUAGAUUGCCCAGGAAUCUUCCAAAUUGCUCUUGGGUUCCAGUCUUUUUAAAUUCCGUUGCCCAGCUGGACCAGUUUUGGUACACCAACUGGAAAUAAAGGCUGUAAUCUUCUUCUUCUUCUUUCGGCUGCUCCCGUUAGAGGUUGCCACAGCGGAUCA
Molecule: messenger RNA, 5320 nt
Organism: Polypterus senegalus (gray bichir)
Lineage: Eukaryota; Metazoa; Chordata; Cladistia; Polypteriformes; Polypteridae
Product: gastrula zinc finger protein XlCGF26.1-like
Exons: 3
Coding region: 78-2033 (651 amino acids)
Biological process (GO): regulation of transcription by RNA polymerase II
Cellular component (GO): nucleus
Molecular function (GO): DNA-binding transcription activator activity, RNA polymerase II-specific; RNA polymerase II cis-regulatory region sequence-specific DNA binding
Source: RefSeq, a predicted model, not a curated record